AGUUGACGACCUACACACCAAGGCCCAUGCCUGGCUUCUCCUCCGCCGCGUCAAUGUCGCCACUGCGCCUCCGCCUCCGCCUGCACGCCCGCCACUCCUCCUCCGCCUCGCAACCCUCACGCCGCCAGGGAUGGGAUCCCCACGCCGCCUUCGCCGCCGCCACGGAGUGUGCGCGCUCCGGCAACCUCACCCCGGAGGACGCACACCACCUGUUCGACGAAUUGCUGCGGCAGGGCAAUCCUGUCCUGGGGCGCCCCCUCAACAACCUUCUCGCCGCCCUCGCCCGCGCGCCGGCGUCCAGCGCCUGCAGAGAUGGCCCCGCACUCGCGGUCGCCCUCUUCAGCCGCAUAUCCCAAGGCGCCCGCCUAAGGGUGCUGCACCCAACGGCCUGCACCUACGGCAUCCUCAUGGAUUGCAGCUGCCGCGCACACCGCCUCAAUCUGGCGUUUGCCUUCUUCGGCCGUCUCCUCAGGACGGGACUGAAGGCAGGCGUCAUAGAAGUCAACAGUCUCCUCAAAGGACUCUGCCACGCAAAGCGGGCGGAUGAGGCCAUGGAAGUGCUUCUUCACAGGAUGCCUGAGCUGUUUAUAGGAGUACAGGGCACAGCUGUUUAUCGUUCCCUAAUCCAGGGAUUUUGUACACACGGCGAUUUGGUGAAAGCAAAGGAAUAUGUUACUGAAAUGAUGAAGAAAGGUAUGCCUCCUCCUGAUAUUAUGUUCUUCAGUUCAAUCAUGCAGAACCUAUGCACAGAAGGAAGGGUAAUAGAAGCACGAGAUAUCCUUGACUUGAUAGUGCGCAUUGGUAUGAGGCCUGAUGUUUUCAUAUUUAAUAUACUGAUCGGUGGAUACUGCCUAGUCGGCAAGAUGGAGGAUGCCUCAAAAAUAUUUGAUGAUAUGGUGUCAUAUGGUUUAGAACCUUGUAACUUUACGUAUGGUAUACUUAUUAAUGGCUAUUGCAAAAAUAAAAGGAUUGAUGACGGGCUUAUUCUGUUCAAAGAGAUGCUGCGCAAGGGACUUAAACCUACAACUUUUAAUUAUAACGUCAUACUGGAUGGAUUAUUUCUGGCUGGACAAACUGUUGCUGCAAAAGAGAAGUUUGAUGAGAUGGUUGAAUCUGGAGUAAGUGUGUGCAUUGAUACAUACUCUAUAGUUCUUGGUGGACUUUGUAGAAAUAGCUGCAGUAGCGAAGCGAUCACCCUGUUCCGAAAAUUAAGCGCAAUGAAUGUGAAAUUUAAUAUUACAAUUGUCAAUACCAUUAUUGGUGCCUUCUACAGGGUCGAGAGAAACCAAGAGGCUAAGGAUUUGUUUGCUGCUAUUCCAGCCAGUGGCUUGGUUCCUAAUGUUGUUACCUACACCAUAAUGAUUAAAAAUCUUAUAAAAGAAGGUUCAGUGGAAGAAGCUGACAAUCUUUUUUUAUCGAUGGAGAAGAGCGGCUGUAGUGCCAACUCUUAUCUGUUAAAUCAUAUCAUCAGAAGGUUACUGGAAAAAGGAGAGAUAGUCAAGGCUGGAAAUUAUAUGUCUAAAGUUGAUGCAAAGAGCUACUCCCUUGAAGCUAAAACUGUUUCACUGCUGAUCUCUCUGUUUUCAAGGAAAGGGAAAUAUAGAGAACACAUCAAAUUGCUCCCUACAAAGUAUCAGUUUCUGGAAGAAGCAGCCACAGUUGAAUAGUUGGUACUUGAUAUCUGAAAUUUAACUUCUUUCACUUGCCAUGGGUCCAUCUGCUUGGACAACAAAUGCAUCUUCUAUAUGUAAAUAGGUAGUCAGUUUAGAACAAGCUAUCAGGAUGACGCAAAGAGUACAAUUCAGUUGCAGCACCAAUAAAAAGGCAGAACUAGGCUUGCCAAAACAAAACUGAAUCCAAACUCAAACAGAAGGAGCAGUAACUUUUUUUAAGCUGUAAAGUCUACUAGCCAAACUCCUACGGGAGUGUCAGGCGGGGCAUGUAGUGGCUGGCGUCUAAGCGCCUUUUCUUCUUCCAGCAUCUAUGACUUAGCCUCACACGGAAUCGAGUCAACCAAUUCCCGUCGGUUUUGAGUGGCUCCCUUGAAGAUGCAAUCGUUUUCAGCAUGGUCAGAUUAAUCAGCGAGCGUGCCCCUUUUGUCUGGUUCGAGAAAGAAUUUGAAGAAGCUGAGCAGCAACAGGUGCUUGACCGGCUUGUCCCCGUCGAAGCCAGUUUGAGAUCAUGCUGGUGCUAUCUCUAGGAAUAACAAUAUCAAUGCUCUUCGUUGUUGCACAAACUGACACAGAUCAAUGUUCAGAGGUAAUAUGGUUCUGCCCGUAACUUUCAUCGACUGUCAGCAUGUUCCUUUUUCUUCAGUACUCUGUAUAUCAUGGCAGUAUGACUAUAAUAAGGAUAUAUGGUUGGUGCAUUUCAAACUUCUCUGUUCCUUGGGAUAAAACUGAUAAAUUCUCUAUACUUUUUGGCUUUGGUAGUAUGAACAGAAAGCAGGCAGUAAUAAACUGAUAUGUGAAACAGGGUCCUUUUUAUUAUCUAUUUUAUCCAGCAAUAGUGUUCCCUAAAAUUAUACUCCCUCCGUCUGGAAAUACUUGUCGAAGAAAUGCAUAAAAAUGGAUGUAUCUAAAACUAAAAUACGUCUAAAUACAUUCAUUCCUCCGACAAGUAUUUCCGGACGGAGGGAGUAGAUCGGUUCAUUCAUCUCAUAUGGAUUUCGGUGAGCUUCGCCCGUUCCUUGGAACAUUUUGUUACUAUAGAACAAUUGGUGUGUGUUUUUUCUUCUUCUUUCUCUUCUUUUAGCUGUACGUUGUAGCACCACGAAACCUGUUUAUUUCGUUAUAUUCAUUGUGUAAUUUAUUUUCUGUUUCGAGGGCUCAAGUUCAGCAUUUUCUCUUAUCUUCUUCCUUCCUCAUAAUUUUUCAUUUACUCACUGAGCAGUGAAGGUCUUUGACCUUAAAUUCUUGUACUAAUUUAGCAGAAUCGUUCUUCGAGAAGCACUCCAAAAAUGGUUUGUCUUGGGUCUGUAUCAUAUUUUCUCUGAACAAACAGGCGUGACACAUGCAUGGAAAGGUCCCCAAGAAACAUUGCACAUUUGGGUAUAUAUGUCUAUGAAUACUACUUUGUGAAAAUUAAUUUGGUAAAUAUUUUGAUAGCAUUUUUUUUGGCUCUCAAGGUCAAGUCAUCCUUUUAUUUGGAAGAAUGUAUAUUUUAAAAGUAUUUAUUAGUUCUCAAAAACUUCAAGGGGAAAAUCUCACAUCCAAGUGUAAGAAUGCACUAUGAAUUUACAAAAUUCAUGAAAAUUCUUUUGGACCUGAGCUGUACGGAAGAGAAAAUGGCAAAUAAUUUUACCUUUUUAUUGUGCAGCUAUCAAAUGAAUACAUUUUCUAUUAAAAUUUUGUAGAUCCAGAGUGUCUUCCCACACAUACAGCGAACUACGCGCCGCAUCUCCAUCAAGGCCGGCAUGGUCCUGGGCUUGGAGUAUCCAAAGUCCCUGGAGAGCAUCUUGUCGGCUAUGCCGGAUUUGAAUACGGUGAUCGCCUCGGUCUCAGCACAAGAGACUAUCUCGUUCUUCUUCUCGAGGAAGCUUGUCCAGUACUUACGCAUGUGGAUCUUCAAAAUUUUAAUAUAUACAAAAUUAUCGUGGAAUCCGGUUUUGCUUGGUAGUUUGAUUUUGUUCUCCCGGAGUAGGGUUGUUAUAGCCAUUAUUCAAAUCGCACCGCUAGU
Messenger RNA from Triticum aestivum (bread wheat), 3678 nucleotides. RefSeq names its product protein Rf1, mitochondrial. NCBI's taxonomy places the organism in Eukaryota, Viridiplantae, Streptophyta, Magnoliopsida, Poales, Poaceae. Gene Ontology annotation, biological process: chloroplast-nucleus signaling pathway; mitochondria-nucleus signaling pathway. The record is from RefSeq and is a predicted model, not a curated record. Gene Ontology annotation, molecular function: protein binding. The transcript has 2 exons. Bases 27 to 1667 code for a protein of 546 amino acids. Gene Ontology annotation, cellular component: chloroplast.